This is a messenger RNA of Microthlaspi erraticum, 4488 nucleotides long. The record is from the annotation of a GenBank genome assembly. NCBI's taxonomy places the organism in Eukaryota, Viridiplantae, Streptophyta, Magnoliopsida, Brassicales, Brassicaceae.
AUGGAGAAAAAUGGAACCAAAGAUGCAAAGACGAAGGCUGUGAAUCAAAAGAAGAGAAGUCUUCCAGAGACAGACGUUGAUGUAUCUAGUAAUAAAAAACAGAAGAUUGUGGAGGAGGAGAUUGUCGCUCUACACUUAACAGCUUCUCCGCAGAGCGAUGAACCUCGUCAAACCAGGAGGCUCACUGAUUUCUCUCUACAUGAUAUAAAUGGAGUUCCACAGCCACUGGAGAUGUUGGAGGUCAAAGACAUUUUCAUCGGAGGUGUGAUCUUGCCUUUAGAUGAAUGUUCCGUCAAGGAGAAAGCAAAGGGCGUGAGGUGUCCAUCUUUCGGACGGGUUGACGAGUGGACCAUGUCUGGCUACGAAGACGGCUCUCCCGUGAUUUGGAUAUCGACCGAUUUGGCCGACUUUGAGUGUGUUAAACCUGCUAGAAGCUACAAGAAGAUGUAUGACUAUUUCUUACAGAAGGCGUUUGCAUCAAUAGCUGUUUAUAAGAAAGUCUCCAAGUCUGCUGGCGGGAAUCCCGACACGAGUCUCGGUGAGUUGCUUGCGGCGGUUGCAAGGUGCAUGAUCGGAACAAGCAAAUGCUUUUCUAGCGUUGCGGCUGUCAAAGAGUUUGUGAUAUCUCAGGGAGAGUUCAUAUAUAACCAGCUCGCUGGUUUGGACGAGACGGCCAAGAAACACGAGGCAAGAUUUGUGAACAUUCCUGCACUCGUCGCUCUCAGAGAUGAGAGUAGCAAAGGAGUCUUGACGUCUGAUCAAGUAGUUGAUGACGUGGAGAGAAAAUAUGCUAAGCUUUUACAAGAUGAAGAGUAUAGGAAGUCUAUGCAAAGGAGGCCAAGGAAAAACAAGAAGUCAUCAUCAGCUUCUGCUUCAAAUGGUUUUUACAUGAAAACCAAUGAAGAUGAUAUUGCCGAGGACUAUCCUCUCCCAUCUUAUUACAAGAACUCCCAAGACGAAACAGAUGAGUUUUUAAUGUCUGAAUGCUAUGAGGUUACUGGCAGUGAGGACCUACCUCGCAUGCUUCUUAAUAAUUGUACGCUUUACAACUCUGAUUCAAGGUUGGUAUCUCUGGAGCUUCUUCCGACGUCGAAGCCUUGUGCUGAUCUUGGUGUAACUAUUUUUGGAUCUGGUUUGGUUACUGCGGAUGAUGGAAGCUGGCUUUGUCUCGAUGAUUCGGACAGUACCUCUACACAGUCACAUGAUCGUGAUGGGACCCCUGUCUUCCUCGGUAAAAUAAAGGAAAGGAGGAUUGAGUUUGUGUCUUCAAAGCUCUCCAUUUCAUUACGAACAGAUGUAGCCUGGUAUCGACUUGGGAAACCGUCAAAGCAAUACGCACCUUGGUAUGAACCUGUUAUGAAAACAGCUAGCGUUGCGGUCAGCAUUAUUAAUCUGCUGAAGGACCAAACCAGAAUGUCUAGGCUAUCAUUUCAAGAUGUCAUCAAAAGAGUGUCCGAGUUCCAAGAAGACGACAAGGCUUUUGUUUCUUCUGAUCUUGUGGCUGUCGAGAGAUAUAUUGUUGUUCAUGGACAAAUCAUCUCGCAGAUUUUUGCAGAAUAUCCUAACGAUGAUAUCAAAAAGUGUUCAUUUGCUAUUAGUCUUGCAAGUAAGAUGGAGCAUAGGCACCACACAAGAUGGGCCAUCAAGAAGAAGAAGAAUAAAUCUUUGCAGAAAGAGAAUCUGAAUCCAAGGGCAGGUGUCGCACCUGUGAUAUCCAAGAGGAAAGCUAUGCAAGCAACAACAACUCGCCUGAUCAACAGAGUUUGGGGUGAGUAUUGCUCCACAUCUCCAGAUGAUUCAGUGCAGGCGAUUGGUGCUGAAAAUGAGGAUAAGGAGUUAGAAGAAGAAGAAGAAGAAGAAGAAGAAGAAGAAGAAGAAGAAGAAGAAGAAGAAGAAGAAGAAGAAGAAGAAGAAGAAGAAGAAGAAGAAGAAGAUGAUGAUGAUGAUGAUGACGUAGAGGAAGAAGAGGCUGUUGAGUUUGAAAAUUCUCAUACUCCUCCAAGGAGAAUACGAGGCAGUUCUGGAGAAAUGGAAAUCAGAUGGGAUGGAGAGAUUCUAGGGAAAACUUCUGCUGAUGAGCCUCUCUAUCGACAAGCCCUAGUUGGAGGGGAAAUGGUGGCUGUAGGUGGUGCUGUAAUCUUGGAAGUUGAUUAUCCAGAUGAAGUUCCGGUCAUCUACUUUGUUGAGUACAUGUUUGAAAGUUUAGAUGAUCAGUGCAAAAUGCUGCAUGGAAGACUCCUACAAAGAGGAUCCGAGACUGUUCUAGAGAAUGCUGCUAACGAGAGGGAGCUAUUCAUGACCAAUGAAUGCAUGGAUAUACAGCUAAAGGACGUAAGAGGAAUAGCUAGUCUUGAGAUUCGGUCAAGGCCAUGGGGACAUCAGUUUCGGAAAGAUAACACCACUGCGGAUACCCUUGACCAGAAAAGAGCGAAAGAUAGAAAAGCCAGAGGCCAGCCCACAGAAUACUACUGCAAGAGUUUGUAUUCACCAGAGAGAGGGGCCUUCUUUAGUCUUCCACGAGGUGAUAUAGGAAGUGGUUAUGGUUCUUGCAAUUCAUGCAAGAUAAGGGAAGAGGAAGCGGAAAUAUCAAAAAUUAAACUGAAUCUUUCAGAAACCGGAUUUGUCUCCUGUGGGGUUGAUUAUUCUGCUGGUGAUUAUGUAUAUGUCAAUCCUGAGAACAUUGGGUUAAAAGCUUUUGUUGUUUGCCAUUUGCUUGAAAUCAUUGUCCCCAAUGAGUAUAUCAAUAGUUCCUUUGAGGUAAGAGUGAAGAAGUUUUAUAUGCAUGAAGAUAUCUCUGAAGAGAAGGCUUAUGCUUCACAUAUCCAAGAGCUGUAUUACAGUGAGGACAUAGUUGUUGUUCCUCCAAUGGCUAUAGAGGGAAAGUGUAAAGUAAGGGAGAAACAAGAUAUUCUCUCACACUGUCAAUAUCCCACAGUAGAUAAUAUAUUCUUCUGUGAAUAUUUCUAUGACUCAUCCAAAGAAUCUCUCAAGCAGUUGCCAUUCAAUAUCAAGGCCAACUUCUCCACCACUAAGGAAGACACUCUUUUGAGAAAUAAAAAGGGGAAGGGAUUAGAGAGUGAAACUGAUGAUUCUGGAAUUGUGAAGCCUAAUGAUGUACAUGAGGAGAGGCGUCUGGCUACACUAGAUAUUUUUGCUGGUUGUGGUGGCAUGUCUUGGGGACUGGAGCAGGCAGGUGUAACUCAAACAAAGUGGGCAAUCGAGUAUGAAGAGCCAGCUGGGCAGGCUUUUAAGCAAAACCAUCCUGAAUCAACAGUUUUUGUCAACAACUGCAAUGUGAUUCUUAGGGCCAUAAUGGAGAAAUGUGGAGACCAAGAUGAUUGUGUCUCUACUACAGAGGCAAAUGAUCUCGCAGCUAAACUGAAUGAGGACCAAAAGCGUACUCUACCACUUCCUGGUCAAGUGGAUUUCAUCAACGGAGGCCCUCCAUGCCAGGGAUUUUCUCGUUUGAAUAUGUUCGACCAAACAUCAUGGAGUAAAAUUCAGCGAGAAAUGAUAUUAGCAUUCUUAUCAUACACUGAUUAUUUACGGCCAAAGUAUUUUCUUCUAGAGAACGUGAGGACGUUCGUGUCAUUCAAUAAAGGGCAAACAUUUAAACUUACUCUGGCUUCUCUUCUCGAGAUGGGUUACCAGGUAAAUACUUUAUCUCGUUCCACACUUGUUACAAAGGCAGGUGCAUAUGGAGUUUCCCAAUCUCGCAAAAGAGCUUUUAUUUGGGCAGCUGCACCUGAUGAAGUUCUUCCGGAAUGGCCUCAACCUAUGCAUGUCUUUGCUACUCCCAAGCUGAACAUCUCUCUCUCCAAAGGUUUGCGCUAUGCUGCUGUUCCUAGUACUCGAUUUGGUGCUCCUUUCCGCCCAAUCACUGUGAGAGACACCAUUGGUGAUCUUCCACCAGUUGAAAACGGAGAAUCGGAGACCAAAAGACAGUAUCCAGAUGAUCCGGUCUCGUGGUUCCAAAAGGGGAUAAGAGGAAACAUGAUUGAUCUCAAUGAUCAUAUCUGCAAAAAGAUGAACGAAACAAACCUCAUUAGAUGCAAGAUGAACCCAAAGAGGCCAGGUGCUGAUUGGCGUGACCUCCCAAAUGAAAUGGUGAAGUUAUCAAAUGGGCUGCAUGUAAAUUUGAUUCCAGACUGUCUGCCAAACAAAUCUAGGAACCACAACCAGUGGAAGGGACUGUAUGGGAGAUUAGAGUGGCAAGGCAAUUUCCCAACUUCCAUCACCGAUCCUCGUCCAUCCGGUAAGGUGGGGAUGUGCUUCCAUCCUGACCAAGACCGAAUUGUCACGGUCCGCGAAUGCUCUCGGUCUCAGGGGUUUCCGGAUAGCUAUAAGUUCGCAGGGACAAGAAGAGACAAGCAUAAGCAGAUUGGGAAUGCGGUGCCUCCACCAUUGGCCUUUGCUCUCGGACGUAAGCUCAAAGAAGCUUUACUCAACAAGACUCUUCCACGCCAAGCCUUAAGGCAACCAUUGUAG